AUGCCAUGCCUCGAUAUGAUCAAAGCCUUCGCUGUCGUCCUUCUAAUUCGUCUCUCGUUGUCCUUCCCAACUUCGACUCACGAAAAAGUUAAGCCCUUGUUGCCUCGCGCGGAGGGAUGCUUCGCCUCGACCUUUAGCCUGAAAGACUUCAAGACAUUCAGUGGGAGCGAAACCCUCCCGGCGUCUAUGUCCUUCGGGCUUAGCGCUGACAACGCACCGGGAGCGUUCAGCUGCAUGUGGAACGGUGGACCUGGCUCGACCUCUCCAUACUUUAACGACCCGAUCCCAUGCAACAUGACCACCCUGCCCAUCUUCUCCUUCUCCUACCCUGAACAGGGCCGCUUACGAAUAGCUGAGGUCGAAGCUUGUGCCAUCAGGGGGUCUGUUGCUGAUGGUAACAUAGCUUUGUUCUGCUACCCCAUCCACGGAGGACAGACGUGUAUGACCCCGACGGGCCAGGCCUCGUUGAAAGUCAACCAGAAAGAAAUUGUAUCCUGA
Molecule: messenger RNA, 498 nt
Organism: Endocarpon pusillum Z07020
Lineage: Eukaryota; Fungi; Ascomycota; Eurotiomycetes; Verrucariales; Verrucariaceae
Exons: 2
Coding region: 1-498 (165 amino acids)
Source: RefSeq, a predicted model, not a curated record